This is a messenger RNA of Botrytis fragariae, 825 nucleotides long. Its product is annotated as putative transcription factor cys6 protein. The transcript has a single exon. The coding region runs from base 1 to 825 and encodes 274 amino acids. The record is from RefSeq and is a predicted model, not a curated record. NCBI's taxonomy places the organism in Eukaryota, Fungi, Ascomycota, Leotiomycetes, Helotiales, Sclerotiniaceae.
AUGAUAGCGCCGAAAGGAAGAUUUAUAGUCAACUCGAACAUAGCUCGUGAGUUUUGGUCUUUACAACUCUUCCCUCAGUCUAAUAAAUUAUUAGCAAAACAUUAUUCAUUUACGACAUCUCUAACGUUAAAAUCACCACAAACGUUAUCAUUCGACCACGAGACUCAAUACCGAUAUUUUGAGUUCUUCAAGAAUAAAAAUACAUCGCUUCUUUCAGGACACUUUGAUACGGAUUUCUGGGAGCGACUUGUACUUCAAUUAUGCCACCAAGAGGAAUUUGUCAAACAUGCUGUCGUCGCUUUAGGUUCACUUGCGAGAAACAUGGAAGUGGAUUUCGAUGCUCCGUUAUCUAAUAACGCCCGACAUACAGCCCCCUCUGAGCAUUAUCUGUUCGCCUUGAAAGAGUAUUCAAAGUUUCUACGUCUGGCGAGACGGAACACAAAUAAAGUUGUGGAAGCAGAAAAGUUACAAAGUAUACUUGUCUCAUGUGUUUUGACCAGUAUCUUCGAGUUAUAUCAAGGUCGUCAAGAGGCUUCUAUCAAAACCGUUGUAUCAGGCCUCAAAAUCAUAUCUAGUGUUCGAGAACAACAUGUGCUCAAAAAUACACACUCAAUAUGGUCACUUGGAAUCAAUAUCGAUCUUCUUGCACUCUUCAUCCGUUGGGAGCAAGGAUUUCUACUAUUCAUGCCAUCUCAACCACCAUUCGCACCUCAUGGGUCACUGCAGGAUCUUGAGGAUACUUUGUUCCUCGAAGAGAUGCCCGUGGAGUUCAGCUCACUCAAACAAGCGCGCCUCUACUUGAUAUCCUCAAUCGACGUGUCUUAA